Molecule: messenger RNA, 3039 nt
Organism: Halichondria panicea
Lineage: Eukaryota; Metazoa; Porifera; Demospongiae; Suberitida; Halichondriidae
Product: MYCBP-associated protein-like
Exons: 27
Coding region: 108-2879 (923 amino acids)
Source: RefSeq, a predicted model, not a curated record
UAAUGAGCAAUCUUUUGAAUUUAACCCCGCUAUACGGGUAGACAAGGUUUAGUUUCCAUGGUUUCAGUUAUUAAUUUACAAAGAAAAAUCCUGCAGCCAACUGCAGAAUGUCAAGCAAAGUUGGGACGAAGUCUAUGAAGAGAGCGUCAGCAUCUUCAACCUCCAAGAAAAAAGCAUCAAGUGGUACUCCUGACUCUAUUAAUACACCAACUGCAUCUGGAGCAAGUAUUGGUAUUGAAAAGCCACAAGAAAACGCCAUUGAUGAUGUGUUGGUUGGAGAUGACGUACUGGCAUUGAGGAUAAAAGAGGAAGACCUGAUAAAGGCCCAUAUCCCCAAGCCGCCUAGUAGUUCACCACACAAGAGGAAGGUGGUUGUGAGGAGGUACCAGUCUCCAGCAAGGGAAAGACUUUGUCGUAAAGAAAAAGAAAUUGCUGUGCUCCACCCUUUACCACCUGGAACCACCGUCACUGCUACUAAAACAAUUGGUUCAGUAGAAGGACUGCCUAAAUUUGACCAGAGACGAACGUUCCUGUCUCACAGUGUUUUUGGGCCAGCAAGAGACUUAGACUGUGCAAGAGAGCUCAAGAACCAGCAGGUGAUAGGAUCAACUAGUGUAUUUGUCAAUCCUCCACCGUUAGAAGUGAAAAAACAAUCACACUUGAGCUUUGAGACAACUAUCCUGCCCAGAGAAGAACAUUCUCUCAAGUUUUGGGAUGAGAGUAUGAAACAAAGAAAAAUUCAGCAACGGCUUAUUUCCAACAAAGUACGUUCUGUGCCUGAAAAACUGCUAAUGAACCAAGGGGACGCGUUCAGGAGUAUUCAAGAGGAGAGAAUGGUAAUUGAUAGGACUAUGCCAUCAGUCAACUAUGGAAAAGGAUACCGUGUUGGUAGUGAAUUCUGGAGCCAGCAUGUACAAGUGGGAAGUCAAGAAACUGGAAUUCACACUACUUUAACACGCACUGAGCAAGGAUCGCCACCUGAAUUGGAGUUUGUGGGUGUGUCAGCUGUAGUAGCAAAAAAAAAAGGUUCGGUCAAAAACUUGGACCGAAAUUUUCCUUGUCACUACACUUGGGAUCAAGCCCCAUACCUCUCAACGCGGAGAGAGGAACUAGUCGGCCCUCUAAUGGAUCUGCAUCGGCCUGAGGUUUCUGACAUGGCAGUAGUAGGAAAAGCUUCUGGAUUCGAUAGUCUAACACAGAGAACAAAUUCGCUGGACUCACUAGGAGAGUCAUCUGGUAGUGAUUGUGAAGAAGCACUUGGGAGUAUACUAGGCCUCCAUGCUGAUUUUACCCCUCAGCUCAUCAUUGGCCCUGCUUUGUUAGUAAAUGGUCAGUUACUCCGGUGGGAUGGUCCUCCAUUGCCAACUGUCAAAUACGAACCAUUGAAAGGUUACUCCAGAGCCGUACAAAGUGACGGUGCACUAGAGAGAGUGAAACCACAAUAUUCAUCUAUCUCACUGAGAGACAUGGAUCGGAGUUGUCACACUAUUUCAAUCGACUUCAGGGUGAAUUUCGAGAGCAAUACUGGAGUUAUGGUUACUUCUAAUGUGGAGCUGGAAAAUUGUGGCUCUUCUGCUAUCUACUACUCAUGGCAGCUGUUCCCUAAACGAAACUCAUUGGGAACCAUUCAGGCAGGGGAUACACAAAGGUUUUAUUUCGAUACCAGAGGAGGUGUGUUGCUUCCUGGACAAAAGUUUACCUUACCAUUUAUUUUCAAGUCUCCCAAUCCUGGAAUGUUCUCAGAAACCUGGCUGUUUCAAACAGGCCCAGUACUCGGCCAGGGAAGGCAAGUGGUAUUCACACUGAAAGGUGUUGCUUUCCAAGAUGAUCUAAACAAACUGAAGCGGGAACAGUUAGAGGGAGAAUUAAAGCAUCGUGUGGCAGUACUGGCUGCUGAGAGAUUAAUAAGUAGAAUAGUUGACAGCAUCAGGACACCUCCGCACUCUCUAGAGCCAGUUCAGUCUAUCGAAACAGAAGAAUAUGUUUUCAAAGUUCAAAACCCUGAUUUCUACUACCAUCACGGAGUGGUGACACAACUGAAGAACCUCUACAACUCCUUACUACAACCAGAAUGCGGACUUACAGAGCAGCCUAUUGACGAGCCCUCUACCAGGUCAGAAAAAAAUGGGUCAGGCAAAAAGGAUGACAAAUCUGGAGGAAAUAAAAGUAAAGAAAAGGCCAUCGAAAAGGAGAAGAAAGGAAACAAGUUGAAAGAUGAUUCCAUUAGAGAAGAACCCGUAACACUAUCACAAGAAAAACCAUAUCUACAAAUUCCUGACUGGGAUCUGUCUAUAUCAAGUUUGAGAGAGGUCAUUUUGAGUGUCGAGGAAGUGGCAGUUGUAGAGGGGAAAUUGAAGGAGCUGAGCAUCCUAGUUGGAUACAUUACUUUUCCUCCACCAAAACAGUUCAAGAGGAACAGCUACAAUAUAGUGUAUGAAACACUGUGCGAGGCAGUUGACCAGAUAUGUGAUGUGUCGAAUAGUCUAUGCCAGAGUAUGGGUGUCCCUUUUCGAGAGUUCUGUCAGAAAGAUGAAUCUGGAAUUGGUGACAAGCUAGGAGAAUCAAAUAUAGCUGUUCCAAGUCAACCUGUUUCGCCAGCUCACCCUAAAGACAAAAAGGUGAAAGAUUCAAAGAAGGGAAAACUUCCAAAAGAUUCUGUCAGGGCUGGGAGCAGUAAAAACAAGAUUAUACCCCCUAGAAAGUCUAAGUCAUCCUUUGGUAAUAAAGAUUCGGAUACGAGCAAGCAGGCAACGUCUGAAAUUACCACUGGUGUUGAUCCAGUCACCAAGCAAAACUAUACUGACAACUUGCACUCAUCAGUGUACAAGAUGCUUGGUGCUGUGAUUGAUAGGAUUGAUAUGCUGCUGUCACAGAACUAAUCCAGAGCCAAUCAUUAUAAUGAUUACUUACUGUUAUGUCCAAACCUAUAAAAUGGCUAAUAUGAAAGUAUAUUUAUUGUACAGUUCUCUGUGUUUGCAGUAAUUGUUUCGUUUUUCUGUAAGCAAUAUUGGUAAUAAUGCUGUUGAGGUGACAGGAAAA